This is a messenger RNA of Suillus bovinus, 1301 nucleotides long. RefSeq lists its product as uncharacterized. The coding region runs from base 41 to 1159 and encodes 372 amino acids. Lineage: Eukaryota; Fungi; Basidiomycota; Agaricomycetes; Boletales; Suillaceae. The transcript is spliced from 3 exons. The record is from RefSeq and is a predicted model, not a curated record.
UUUCAUCCCAACCAUUUUUUGUUCGGAAUCCUUGUCAAAAAUGAGUUUCCAGCAUUUCAGGCUCGGACAACUGGCUCUGUCCCAGCCUUUGCCUCCACAUUUGCAACAGAAUCAGCAGCAAACUUAUUCACAAAAUCCCCCAUCGUCCACAUCGACGCCCGCAGCGCCCUCUAGCCUUGCUAUACCAGCGCCUCCAAAGUCGACAACUGCAAGGUCGCCUUACGGUUGUGGCGACAGUGACGAUGGAUAUACUCUUAUAUUUCCAAAUCUCGCUGCAUUUCAAGAAUGGAGGGUUCAUGAGGAAGAAACACAGAUGGUUGAAUUUGUGAAGGGCGACACUCACGGCAGCAAGGCAGUUCCUCCUCGUUUCAAGGAUCAUACUAAAUUAGUUUGUGCCCGGCAUUCAAGGAGUGGUCGUAAGAAGUAUGUAAAGAAACACCCAGAGCGCGUUCGCAAGGUACCAAGUAGAAAGCUCGAUGGGCAGGGGUGUCUGGCGUCCAUCAGCUACAAGACUUAUUAUGACACUGAUGAGGUUCGAGUUUGUUAUAUUGCUGAGCAUUCGCAUCCUAUUGGGUUGGCAAACCUUCCUUUUACCCGUCGCGGUAGGCGGCAAACAGUACUAGCCGAGAAGGAGGAGUCGAAGCGCGUCAUACAAGCAACUUCUGCAGCCCCCACUCCCACGCAGCAGGAGAGCUCAUCUACUUCAUCUCAAACACAGGUCCAAAGCUACCCUCCAAACCCUCCACUCGCCCAUCUACCCCAUCCGUUCUCUGCUUUCCCUGGACCCCCGGCGAUCGGUUAUCCUCACAUCGGUCCUCCUCAGGGUUCACCAUCUCAGCAAGAAUUAUGGGAUCGCAUGAGCAUUCUGUUUAACUCCAUUCGUGAACAUGCUCGAGCGUUUGAUUAUCCUGGGCCUACUGUCGUUGCUCUUGAAAGUGUUCUCAUCCGACUAUAUUUGGAAAGCCCGAUGGGCGUUGUAGGGGGCCCAGGCUUUGGAGUUCUUGGCCCGAAUAUGCACGGAGGCGCGAUGGCCCCUCAUCAGCCUCAACAGUCCCAUCAAGAUGUUCGCCAACACCAACAACAAAUGAAUGGCGCAUCUCCUCAAAACGGUGAACAAGUGGUGAACAAUGAAAUGGAUAGCGGCAUAGAAAGUGGUUGACCACCCAGAUCGUUGUUUUUUCAUCGCUGUCAUUUUUGGGCUUCAUCCUUGCAAGCUGUACUGUAAGAUAGGUUGAUGUCAGUGGAUUUUGCAUGCGUUUGUUCCUCGGACUUCGGCAGGAGUACCGCACAUGUACCAAACA